AUGAAGCUCUCGGGCAGCCAACUCGUGCGCGCCCUGCCUCGGCCAGGCCGCCCUCCCUGGCCUCAAGCCCGGAGGAGUCUCCAUCUGGUGCCGCCCUUUCUCCUCGACGACUACAUGCCGCGAUAUCAGACCCUCAGCUCCCGGGGCGCGGCAGAGAAGCGCUCCACGGCCUAUGCCCACCUCCGCAACUGCAACCUGUGCCCGCGCCGGUGUGGCGUGAACCGCUACGAGACGACGGGCCACUGUCUCAUCGGCGACGAGGUCAAGGUCAACGUCAUCGCUCCCCACUUCGGCGAAGGUCACGGUCCUCGGCUGACCAAGUUCCUCUCCGGUCCGCUUGUUCCCUCAUCUCCAGAGCCGUGCAUCCAGGGCCACAACGGUAGCGGCGCCGUCUUCAUGAGCGGGUGCAACCUGCGCUGCGUCUUCUGCCAGAACUUUGACAUUGCCCACCAAAGAAAGGGUUUCGACCUAACGCCCGAGCAGCUCGGUGAGUGGUACAUCAAGCUGCAAGACGUCGGCCACGUCCACAAUAUCAACAUUGUAACGCCCGAGCACGUGGUCCCGCAGGUGGCGCUUAGCAUCCUACACGCUCGCGACCUGGGAUUGCGGCUACCCAUUGUCUACAAUACCUCGAGUUUUGACUCGCUCGAGUCACUGCGUCUCAUGGACGGCCUGGUCGACAUAUAUCUGGCCGACUUCAAGGUGUGGGAGCCAAGCACCUCCAAGAGGCUGCUCAAGGCCGACGACUACGCCGCAACCGCCCGCGAGAGCGUUUGUGCCAUGCAGGCCCAGGUUGGCGACCUGUGCUUCACUGCAGACGGCAUCGCCAAACGUGGAGUCUUGGUCAGGCAUCUCGUCAUGCCGGGCAGAGAGGCCGAAGGGGCCGAAAUAAUGAGGUUUCUGGCCACUGAGGUGUCGACCGACUGCUUUGUGAACAUUAUGGAGCAGUACCACCCGGAUGGUCACGUCGGCAAGAAGAAACGGGCUCACCAGCCGGGCUCAGGACAAGACGACAAGUUCAGAUACGCCGACAUCAAUCGCGCCGCCACCGGAGGGGAAACGUCGUCGAUCCGCAAGGCUGCCACUGACGCCGGACUCUGGAGAUUCAACGAGGCGCCACGCCAUGGCGGCUUUGCCCUUUGA
Molecule: messenger RNA, 1143 nt
Organism: Hirsutella rhossiliensis
Lineage: Eukaryota; Fungi; Ascomycota; Sordariomycetes; Hypocreales; Ophiocordycipitaceae
Product: radical SAM superfamily domain-containing protein
Exons: 2
Coding region: 1-1143 (380 amino acids)
Molecular function (GO): iron-sulfur cluster binding; catalytic activity
Source: RefSeq, a predicted model, not a curated record